GUUAACGGUUGCCUCUCGUGUUUCUAUAGUUUUUCUGUUCAUCCACGUGUUUCAACUUAUUUCAUUUAUUUCUAAAAAAAACAACUAAAAAAGCAUCACCAUGAAACGAAAAGACGGAGAAGUAGCAGAACCACAGGAAGGCGGCAAGAAGUUGAAAAAAUCCGUGAAUUUCGCACCAAAGGUCCACGUACGAGAAAUCCCCAACAAGAAUGAUAAACCAGAAACCCUCGUCUUGAAGGAAAAAAAGAAGCUGAAGAAAAAGAAGGCAAAAUUCGAAAAGUCCACUUUAGUGAAAAGAUUAGAAAAGCUAACACUAAAGAAAGACAAAGUCGCGACGAAAAAGUCAGAGAAGCCCUCUAUAUUAAAAAAUUCGGACAAAAAGUCCGACAAGCCCUCUCCCUUAAAAAAAACCGACAAAUUCUCAAAAAGUAAACUUCCUCUCCAAAAGGGCAAACCUCAUCUCCAAAGCAAUGAAACUCCUGGCGAGAAAGUCGACUGGAUCGAUUUCAAAAAGAAGAAAAAGGCUCUCAAGGAGCAGCGAAAGGUGAAAAAAUUAACAAACCUCUACGAAAUCACAGUGCAAGCUAAAAAGAUCGCUGAAAAGCUGCGUCUAAUUGAAUGUGCCACCGAGGACCGAUUAAAAUUAUCCACAGAACUGCACGAAUUAUUAAAAGGACACUAUUCUAAAUUUAUCUUCACUCACGACAUGUCUCGAGUAAUCCAGUGGCUAAUUAAAUACUCGAACGCGCAAAUUCGCCAAGCGAUAAAAUCCGAAUUGGAGCCUUUACUGAUGGAAAUGUUCCAGUCGAAAUAUGCGAAAAAUUGUGUCAAGGCCGCUUUUCAAUACGGAUCCGAUCAGCUCAGGAAAGAACUUCUCGCCGCCUGCAGUGGCCAUGUCGUGAAACUUUCGAGUCAUCUUGUCUCGGCCCCAAUUUUUGAAUACGCAAUCACCGAAUUCGCCACGGAUGCGGACAAGAACCGACUGAAGCAGGAAUUCUACGGUGACAUGUACAAGCAAGCCAAGGACGAGAAUGUGAAGUCUCUCGAGGAUGUUUUCAAAAGUGCCGCGGACAUGAAGAAAGCAACUCUAUCAGCUGUGAAAGCUAAUUUAAUCCGAAUUUUCAACAAAAAAUUGGGAAGUUCGCCGAUUGUUCAGACCGUUUUAUGGGAAUAUUUGUCCAGCUGUAGUGCUGCCGACAGAGACGAGAUGCUGCCGAUGCUGAGGACUCUGAUUGUCGAUUUAUCGAAAACUAGAGACGGCACAAUGGCGGGAAUAGUCUCAAUCUGGCACGGCUCGAACAAGGACAGGAAAAUCAUCAUGAAGACUUUGAAGGAACAUACCAAGGAAAUUUGUAUCUCUGAACACGGACAUUUACUAUUUUUCGCCUUAAUUGACUGUGUGGAUGACACAGUUGUUCUGAAGAAAAUAAUCCUCUCCGAAAUUCUGAGCAAUUUGGCGGAAAUUGUUCACAAUGAGUAUGGAAGAAGGGUGAUUUUGUAUCUCGUAGCGCGAAGAGACACGCAUUAUUUUCAUCCGGCAUUGGUGGACUUUUUGAAAAAGGGAGAUGGAAAUGCCUUCAGCAAAAAAUCGGCAGAUGUUCGGGAAAAGGAAGUCUUGGAGAGUGUGAUUGAGAAGCUUCUGGAGAGCGUUGUCUCGGAGACGAGCACCUGGCUAUCAAAUGCCCCGACGCAAAUGGUUACUCUCGCGAUUUUAAAGUCAAAUUAUGAGGGCGAUUUGAAGCCAGCCUUUGAGGCGAUCGCCGAUUUUAUUCUGAAUCCGGAUUCGAAGAUUGUUGAGGAGGAAAAGGAACACAAGCCGAUUGAACACGCGGGUCUUCACCUGAUUCUAAAGAAAUUGAUUCAGCUGAGCCAGGUUUUCUUGGAGAAGAAAAGAACCUCGUUUGGGCAAGUUCUUGCCGAGAGGUUGGACAAGGAAAUUUUGGAAAACUGGAUCCAGGUGAACAGAGGGUGCUUUUUGUUAAUUUUGAUUUUAGAAAAUUCGACUCCGGCUGUUGUUUCGACUUUGUCGGAUAAACUUGAGUCGGUGAAGACAAAACUCAAGUCUCUAGGCAGUCCGGGUUCGAAAAUAUUGAUAAAGAAAAUAAAUCGUUAAGCUGUAAAUAAUGUAGUCAGGGUGUCUACUCAUUUGAAAAUCCUGGAAUUGUCGAGGGAUUUUUAUAUACCUGGAAAAAUCUGGAAAUUUCAGGGUUUUUUUUUUUAGAGAAGUGUUUUAAAAUUGUUAUAUAAGAUUUUAUUUACAAUGUUCUUCCAUUCGUAAAAGUAUCUUCA
Messenger RNA from Belonocnema kinseyi, 2289 nucleotides. It is a transcript of the gene peng, whose product is annotated as pumilio homolog 3. Gene Ontology annotation, molecular function: mRNA binding. Lineage: Eukaryota; Metazoa; Arthropoda; Insecta; Hymenoptera; Cynipidae. Gene Ontology annotation, cellular component: nucleolus. Bases 101 to 2113 code for a protein of 670 amino acids. The record is from RefSeq and is a predicted model, not a curated record. Gene Ontology annotation, biological process: regulation of translation. The transcript has 2 exons.